Cylas formicarius (sweet potato weevil) is the source of this 847-nucleotide messenger RNA. RefSeq names its product translocon-associated protein subunit gamma. Bases 159 to 710 code for a protein of 183 amino acids. The transcript has a single exon. Gene Ontology annotation, biological process: SRP-dependent cotranslational protein targeting to membrane. The record is from RefSeq and is a predicted model, not a curated record. Gene Ontology annotation, cellular component: endoplasmic reticulum; membrane. Lineage: Eukaryota; Metazoa; Arthropoda; Insecta; Coleoptera; Brentidae.
CUGUACCGCCAACGUGUAGUUUGUUUACUGCAUCAUCGUUCAUGUGAUUACGUGGAUGCUUGGAUAACUUAAAAGUGUUACUUGAAACGUCUUUUACCAGUUGUCACCCUCAUUUGGCAUUAAGUUUCUGUUGUGCGUGUGUGAAUAAAAUCCAAAGUAUGUCCAAACAGCAAAAUAAAGGAUUUACGAAAGAAGAGGAGCUACUUCUUCAAGAUUUCAGUAGAAAUGUUUCGACUAAAUCAUCAGCUCUAUUUUAUGGGAACGCAUUUAUUGUAUCCGCAAUUCCAAUAUGGUUAUUUUGGAGGAUUCAUAUGAUGGACAUUUAUGCUUCACUCAUUCUGUUUGUGGGUGUGACUGUAGUGUCUACAUAUUUGUUAGCCAUGGCCUAUAGAAACACUAAAUUUACUUUGAAACAUAAAAUUGCUGUGAAGAGAGAGGAAGCAGUUACCAGAGAUUUGAUGAAAAAACUUGCUGAUGACAAGAAGAUGAGCAAAAAGGAAAAGGAUGAGAGAAUAUUGUGGCAGAAGAAUGAAGUCGCAGAUUUUGAAGCUACUACUUAUUCCAUUUUCCAUAAUAAUGCUCUAUUUUUAACAAUAGUUAUUUUUGCUAGUUUUUAUUUUUUGCGUUCAUUUUCUCCUGCUGUUAACUACACUUUGUCAAUUGGCUCAGCUGCUGGGCUUUUAGCCCUUUUGUCAACGGGCUCUCAAUAAUAUUUAGUGCAUUCAUUUGCUAUGUAGAUUUAUAGAGGUAUUUAUGUUAAACCUGUUAAAACAUAAGUUGUUCUCCUAAUUUAUUUGCAUUUCAUUUACUAUUUUGUUAGCUUACAUUUGAUCAAUAAAACAAAUUU